UUUUAUAAAGUUAUCGCAAUCUUCCCAUCAAAAAACUGAACAUGAAGCAUUAUUUAUUUUGUGGUAUGCUGAUGCAUAUUUGUUGGAAUCUCUGUGAAAAUAAGCACAGUAGAGAUAAGGGAAGAGUUUGACUAUCAUGCCAAACAAUAUACUAUUUAUUCCAUAAAAAAAGCUCCCAGAGAAAUUCAUGCAUGAAUGUAGCCUGUUUGUUUCACUUAUUAAAGCACUGAAAUAUGAAAACUGGGUGACAUAUCAAUUGAAGGCUCAUAGGUUUGUUUGUUUCUUUCUUUUCCCCUCUAGUCUUUUCGGAAGUUUAAAAAUAGCUUAUUGGACAGCUUCCAGCUCUUAAAAAUUUGGCAGAAGACUCUAAAAGACAUUGGUGGCAAAUUUGGGUCUGGUGUCCUUUCCUAUUUUGUGUUUCUGACAUGGCUCCUGAUGUUUAACACUUUCUCAUUCCUGGUGAACUUCAGUUUCCUGGCCAUUCCUCAGCUCAUAAUAGCCAAACCAAAUAGCCGUUCAUUCACAGGCCUGGAAUUUUUCACCGGAGCUGGUUAUUUUCAAGACACAGUGCUCUACUAUGGUUUUUACAGCAACACUACAGUUGCAAAGUCCAGCAGUCUUUCUCCGUACUACAUGCAGCUGGCCUAUAUUUUCACCAUCGGGAUUUAUUUCAUUAUCUGCUUCUUUAGCUUGCUGUACAGCAUGGCGAAGUCCUUCCGCAACAAUUUUGUACACCCUCAGAUAUACUCUGGAAAUUUGGCCAAACUUCUCUGUAGCUGGGAUUUCAACAUAACCAACGAGAAAGCAGUGAAGCAGAGGCAGGAAAACGUCAGUACUCAAAUUAAGGAGACCUUAUCCGAAGCACAGACGGAAGCUCUCAACCUUUCUGCCAGUCAGAGAAUUUCUCGCUUCUUUAUUCAUCUGCUGGCUUGGCUCGUUGCGUUGGGAACAGCAGUGGGUGCGUGUGUGGGCAUUUUCUUCUUUUCCCUUGUCAAUUUAGAGUUAUUUCUGGAUGGGGAUAAGUCGGAGCUGGAAAACGAAGCUGCCACCCUGAUUCUGCCGGUGGUGGUGAGCCUCCUCAAUCAUGUCAUACCGUACCUGUACUCUUCUUUCGGCUUUGUGGAAAAAUUCACCAAUCCCCGGCACCAGAUCUACACCGCUAUUUUCAGGAACGUUAUUUUGAAAAUCUCCAUCAUAGGGAUCCUUUGCUAUUACUGGCUUAACACAGUGGCUAUGGAGCCAAAGGUAGAGUGCUGGGAAGCUCUGGUUGGACAAGAUAUUUAUAGGUUGCUUGUAGCCGACUUCAUCUGUUGCUUACUGGGAUCCUUCUUCGGAGAAUUUCUGCUCCGAAUCAUUGGAACCACAUGCUACAAACAACUUGGUGUGCCAGAAUUCAACAUUGCUCGAAAUGUUUUAGAUUUGAUCUAUGCUCAGACUUUGGCAUGGAUUGGAAUCUUCUUUUCACCUCUGCUUCCAGCCAUUCAGAUGAUAUCACUUUUCAUAAUAUUCUGUGUGAAAAAGGUCAGUUUGAUGAGGAACUGUCAGCCUCCUCGCAAAGCUUGGAGAGCAUCUCAGAUGAACACCCUCUUUGUCUUCUUGCUGUUCUUUCCAUCCCUUGUUGGCGUCCUCUCUGUCAUCGCGGUCACUGUCUGGAGACGAAAGCCUUCUGAAACAUGUGGUCCUUUCCGAGGGCUGAUGACUGUCUUUGAAGCCAUUUCCAGUUGGAUGACCAUACUCACCAGUCACCCCAGCUCCGCAUGGGUCAUAUGGAUAUAUCAUAAUUUAAUCGGAAGCGUUCUUUUCUUCUUCAUCCUCUCCGUCAUUGUUCUGAUUAUCACAUACCUCUACUGGCAAAUCAUAGAGGGACGGAAAAUCAUGGUUAAACUAUUGCAUCAACAGAUUAUCAAUGAAGGCCAUGAUAAAAAAUUUCUGCUGGAGAAACUACGUGCCCUCCAGGCCCCUAAAGGAUCAAAUUGGAGGAAUCAGCCAGAGAGGGGUCCAUCUGUGCACAGGCAACCUCGACAACAAAUGCCUUUGCCACUACCCAACUCCACAGAAAGCUCUCCAAGACUGAAACAAAGAGACUCCUAUGCUGAGUCUGACAGGAUACCUGAAAUGACCAGCUUCUUUCAGGUUAAAGAGGACAGCCAAUCAUCCAGGAAUGCUGAGGUUUCUGAAGCUCUGGCUUUAGCUCUGAGAGCCAGGCAAGAGGCUGAAUGGGAAAUGGAUGAUGAAGAAAGCGCAUGAAAGUUAAAAAUGGGCUGCAACACACACAAAGAAGCACUCCUGACCAAAACUCUGCUACUUGUGGCUAACAGCACUGGACUGGGACUCAGGCGAUCUGGGUUCUAGUCCCUGUUCAGGCAGGAAGCCAGCUGGUUGACUUUGGGCCAGUCACACUCAGUCCAGCCUACCUCACAGGGUUAUGGCUGUGAGGAUAAACAUGGCAAGGAGAAAUACAUAAGCCGCCUUGAAUUCUUUGAAAAGGGAAAAAGGCAGGAUAUAACUAAGGUUUGCGUAUGAACUGACAGGGGAAGAUGUAGUCACAAGCAAAGGUUUUUCCACCUCAACAUGACAUUUUUCCAUUUAUUGUGAUUUUCAAAAUCGUGGUGCAACAGAUUAAAGACAGGAUGAAGCUCUUCACUAGAUUCCCUUCCUGCCUACAAGACCAGGAUCUCCUACAUGCUUGAGGAAAACUGAGAUGAACUGCAUUUGUCAUGGAACUCUAAUAGAUGGAAAUAAUUUAUCCCUGAAAAUUGCCGUUGUAUAAACAUGAGUGCUACUUUUCUGAAUUACUCUCUUUUUGGUAUUCUGAUCAGAGUAUUUUUUAGCAGAAAUUAAACAGGGAUUUUAUAAAGAA
Messenger RNA from Varanus komodoensis (Komodo dragon), 2860 nucleotides. RefSeq names its product transmembrane channel like 5 (gene TMC5). Lineage: Eukaryota; Metazoa; Chordata; Lepidosauria; Squamata; Varanidae. The record is from RefSeq and is a predicted model, not a curated record. The transcript has 16 exons. Gene Ontology annotation, cellular component: plasma membrane. Bases 436 to 2247 code for a protein of 603 amino acids. Gene Ontology annotation, molecular function: mechanosensitive monoatomic ion channel activity.